AUACUCUUAUCAAAGAUGUGGAGGAGUUGCAAACAGGGAUUUAUGACAAACCUCUUCCAUGCUUUGGCUGUGGAAUAGGAUGGUUCUCGUUAAGUGUUUUGCACCCUUCUCCAUGCUCAACUGUGUUUCUCCUUGUCUCAUGUCUGCCUUUUUGCACAGUUUCCUUCUAGGAUUUGUGUUUCCUUUGAUGUGGUACCAUGCAACAAUUCUUUAUUUUGGAAAUCACUACUGCAAAGACCCCAGGGAGAGAGCAGGCCUUGCUGCCUCUGCAAUUGCUAUAAGUUCUAAGUGAAGAUUAUUUGGUUUUGUACAAGCAUUGCAUGCAUCACUUUUUUUUUUUUGAAAAGCAAAAGAAAUAUUUAUUGAUGCG
This is a messenger RNA of Rubroshorea leprosula, 370 nucleotides long. NCBI's taxonomy places the organism in Eukaryota, Viridiplantae, Streptophyta, Magnoliopsida, Malvales, Dipterocarpaceae. The record is from the annotation of a GenBank genome assembly.